Molecule: messenger RNA, 294 nt
Organism: Striga hermonthica
Lineage: Eukaryota; Viridiplantae; Streptophyta; Magnoliopsida; Lamiales; Orobanchaceae
Source: the annotation of a GenBank genome assembly
AUGGCCAAACGCUUGAUCCCAACAUUCAACAGAGUUCUCGUCGAGAAGAUUCUGCCCCCUUCCAAGACCUCUGCUGGUAUCCUCCUCCCAGAAAAAUCAGCCAAGUUGAACUCCGGUAAAGUUAUUGCCGUCGGGCCGGGGACUCCUCUGGAAUCAGGGCAUAAAAUCCCAGUUGCUGUGAAAGAAGGAGACACUGUUCUCUUGCCUGAGUAUGGUGGAACCCAAGUCAAAUUGGGCGACAAAGAGUAUCAUUUGUACAGGGACGAGGAUAUCUUGGGCACUUUGCACGAUUGA